UCUUCGAUGUUCUGACCGAAUCUUUUCAGCGAGAGCGAGGUUUCUGGAUCUUUUCAGAUCGACUGUAAUUUAAUCAAAAUUUAAUGCGAUGACAUUUUGCAAGCAUUUUGCACACGAAAACUGCAUUCAGCAUCAUAUGUAAAGAAAUCAGUGCCACCUCUGUCGCUGCUGUCACGCUCAUUCUUGACAACGUCGUUAGUACCAGAUGACUUCAUACACCUAACGUAGAUAUCGCUUUACUGUAACGUUAUCUCAAUCAGAGAGGGUUACCACUAGAUUCGGACAGAAAUAUCAAGCAACAGAUAAUCCGAAGGAUCAACAGUUUGAUUAAAGGUUACAAUACACAGUCCCACUGGAGCUCGUUCAUUAAGGUUAUCUGUGUCAUGCAGCAGAAAGUGUGCACACGCAACACAGCGCUGUUUGUGAAGAACGGGCAGGCGUGUGGCGCCGGAGCCCCUCCUCAGCAUCCUUUCCACUGCCCUCGAUGUGGAGAGCAUGAACGUUUCCACAGUCUCUCUUCUCUCAGAGCUCACCUAGAAUACAGUCACCGGCUCCACACGAAACGUGACAUCAGCCUGCUGUCCGCCAGGGAUCUCUCCAACACAGAGCACAUGGAAAGUUGCAAACCCUCCAAUACAGACAUGCAUAAAGUACGUGGUGUCGGCACGAACACUAACUCCACUGCGAGAGGAGAGCACAAGCACUUAUUCAGCGCUGACCAAACUCCAUCUCAGCAGCCCACAGAGCAAAAGCUCCCGCCCCCAGAGAGGAGCCUCAGCGUUGGAGCCGGACCCCUCUCGGCUCCUGUGGCGUCAGUGGAGAAGAGGCUGGAGGGGAUGAUGAGGACAGCCAAUGGCAGCAUGGAGCGACGUCUGCUGCGGCUGAGCUCAGAGCUGGCACAGACAGACACGGCUAUCCUGUGUGAGCGCGCUCACUCGCAUCACCUGGCGCAGGAGAAACAGGAAGUGCAGGAGCGAGAGCGGGCGCUCAGCAGACAGGUAGACACCGCCGUUCUGGUAAUCGCCACACUGAGACAACAGCUCAGCGUCUCAGAGCACGAGCUGGAGAGGAGAGAACAGGAAGUUGUGACCAUCCAGAGGUUUCUGGAAGCAGCGGCACAGCACGAGAUGUGCGGGAAGGUUCGUCUGCGUCGGUUCAUCGAGGGCCUCUUGCGGAGGAUUUCUCUGGCCGAGAGACUCCUGGAAUAUUAUCAGAGCGUCCCUCACAGGCAUUAUUGCACGGCUCACUCUGUGCCUCUGCCAUCAGAGCUCGGUCCACAUAGAAUAACACAAAGCAGGUCUUCAGGAGAUCAUCUUGAGCAGGACGAGGAGCAGCAGUUACCCGGUCAUUCUGGAUGGGGGCUGUCCAAAGGUGCUUCUGGGAGACUGGGUUACGACAGCUGGUCCCAGCGGAGGAGGUCAGAUGGGUACGAGGUUUAGGGACAGUGGCGGAGCUCAGCAGUGACUGUACAUGCAAAUAACACUAUUUCAGAUAUUACUGAAUUAUGUUGCAUCUAUUAAUAAUUAUACAGUGGAGUCAAAAGUCUGAUACCAGAUUGAAAAUCAUAUUUAUUUUAUUAUUUUCAUUACUGCUCCAGUCUACCUGUAUCUUUUUGUUUUUUCUUGCAAAAAUAGUUUCAGGUUGUCAAAUGCUAAGAAAUGUUGAUAUUCAUGUUACAGUUUCACUAGAAGCAGACUGUUGGACACCACUGUAUGUAAAUAUGAGUUUUACAAAAGCCCGAUAACAGCAGCGAUGUCCGACUACAGAAAUAUUUUAAUGAUAAGAUUGGCUGUAGAAUGAACACAUGGUGAAGUUGCCCUUUAAUUCAAACAGAUACAGCUGUCAUUACAAGUCGCUAACAGGAAGUGAUGUCACAUGCUUGCGGUUUUCUAACAAACACUACUGUUCAGGAAAAUUGAUGUAGUUAUCUAAAUGCAGGAUGCUGUUAAAACAAAACCUGUGACGUACAGGCCAGAUCUUAUGCCACUUUAAGCUUGUAGUUUGUUCACAAACUUUCUCUCAUUGAAAAUGCACUGUUUCAGCAAGAAGAAAAAGUAUGUAGCAAGUUAUUAUUAUUUUUAUUUUUUUUGGUUUUGUUUUGAAGGUGCUGUUGUGUAUUUUUAACAGUGGUGCUACAUUUUAAUGGAUGAAUAUACAUUUCCUUGUUUAUGUUAGCCAGCCUCGUUAGAAGGAGAGAAGAAACAGAAGUCGCUUUAAAACAUGCAGCUAUUGGAAGACGAAUAGAUGUUGUUAAGUGUUCUUAAAUUAAUUGCCAAGAAGUUUGAUUAUAGGUCCUUUAUGCCAUUCUGAACAAUUGGAGCAAUAGCACUUAUGGUCUUUGGCUGAACUGUGAAAUUAUUUUGCACUUUCAUUUAAAGAGAUAGUUUACCCAAUUCUGUCAUCAUUUACUCACCAUAGAGCCCUGUGAAGAUGUUUUGAGAAAUUUCAUUUUUUUGGGUAAGCUAUCCCUUAAAAUAAUAAUUAUUACAAGUAUUAAAGUCCUUAAGUUGCAUCUAGCACUGAAAAAAAUGAAUAUUUAGUAUAAAACUGGACAGCUUCUGGCUGUUCUGACUGUACUGUUGUUUUUACAAGCUAAAGGAAAGUCACGAUUCAUUUUUGAGGCAUUCGGUAGCAUGUAUAUAGUUAAUACGGGACACGUCCCAGCCAGGAUUUUAAUAUCACCUAAAACAUCCAGAGCAGUUUGACCAAUAACAUGCAGGUAUUGUACGUAACCGACCAAUCGUGGGGCUGCGUGAGAGAAGGUGAGAUCUAGAGGGAAUGAUCAAAGCGAUGUAAAUAUGCGCACGUGUUUGUUCGUCCGUUCGUUCGAUUGACUCGAAGCGUCGCUCUGCACAAAUCCCAAAAAAAACAAAGUGGGCCACAAUGCUUCAAGUCAAACGAAGGAACAAACACGUGAAAGCGAUUUGAAAGCAUAAGGAGCCGUCUGCUCUGCUCAUAUAGCUCUCAUGAAUGUUACACAAUGAUCAACCUGCACAGUGCAAAAAGCCAAAACCUGGAUAUUUUAGGCAUAAUUUUAUGAACGAAGAGGGUGUUGUUCGUAAAACCAACAGAGCGGAGGAACAGGGUAGUGCUUUUGGUACUGUUAAUAGGUAUAACCUUUAUUUGACUUCAACUUUACAGCAUUUCGACUUCACGGUAUUCAAAAUCAGUGUUUUGUAAAUACUAGUAUGUAUUUUUAGCGAGACGCAGAGGAGAUCUCAUCCACCGCACCUUAGUCUUGACGAGAACCCAGUCAGUUUUAGGGGGAAAAAAAAGCCAAAUGAGGGCAUUAACUUACAUUUGAGCUAAGGCUACUUGUUUUGUUCAGUUUAAGCUCUGAAUUGAAGCUCUGAAAGUUGCAUGUGACCAGCUAAAUACGACCUCUUGGCUUCACGUGUGAGACUUUUACCUUUUUUGAACAAAUGUGCACAUACAAAAAGCCCAGCAGAAAUAACAAAACGGCACUUGGAUUUUGAGUUCAGAAGACGAAAGUAUAAAAAGGUGCUGUUUUGUUCAUCCACUCCAUUGUGUGCUCAGUUCUGACACUGUGACUGGAAUCUGAUUUUGUGGUCUCUUCAUGUUUCUGUGUCUCUCGUUUAUGUUGUGUUCAGUCCGAAAGAGAUCUAAAGUACUGUAGUGCUGUGUGAGCAUGAGGUAGUUCACAUCCAUCAGUGUUUUAUUGUGAGUGAGCAUGCUAUAAUGCUUUAAACCAGUGGCUCGUGCAAUAUGUGACAGUAUUUUCAUGAUUUUCAAAUGCUACCGUACAGAAGAAAUCUGAAGGACAUAAUAGGCUCAAACAAGGGCUCAACCUACUUCACACGUGAUUUUAUUUAUGUAUCUGUUUAUUUAUUAAUAAUUGAAGCUGAGACAGUGUUCCUAUGUACUUCAUUGUUACGUUAAAAUAAAUAUCAGCUGUUGUAUCAUGAAAAAUAGGUAUGAUGAUGCUUUUCUAAAACGAAUAGUUCUGUGAACUAGGUUGGACCCUGGAAAUGUAGAUGUGACAAUCAGAAGCAGAGCAAAGCUAAACAGCUUAAAGGUCUUUUGUUCUCUUGUUUGCUCUUUGUUGACAGUAUAGAUAUGUUGUGCCAUGUUGUUUUCUGUUCAAAAAUAUUGAAUUUGUGUUCUCUAGACUUAUUUAUUUUAAUGUUUGUGCCUUUCAUCUGCAUUACACUUGUGAUACUGUGAGAUCUGAAGUCUCACGCGAUCCUUGCUGCUGUAUGUGAUACUCUGGAUAAUAGAAAUGAGAUUAGAUUUCAUCAUUAAAGAUUGAUUUGUUAAUGCUAUGCCUGUUUUUCAUCUCUGCAGCAUUAUUAAAAUCUGAAAGUCUUUCAUUUUGAUCAGA
Messenger RNA from Carassius gibelio (silver crucian carp), 4342 nucleotides. RefSeq names its product protein ZNF365-like. Lineage: Eukaryota; Metazoa; Chordata; Actinopteri; Cypriniformes; Cyprinidae. The transcript has 5 exons. The record is from RefSeq and is a predicted model, not a curated record. Bases 384 to 1439 code for a protein of 351 amino acids. Gene Ontology annotation, biological process: regulation of neuron projection development; regulation of double-strand break repair via homologous recombination; telomere maintenance. Gene Ontology annotation, cellular component: centriolar satellite.